Messenger RNA from Botrytis byssoidea, 1254 nucleotides. RefSeq lists its product as uncharacterized. Lineage: Eukaryota; Fungi; Ascomycota; Leotiomycetes; Helotiales; Sclerotiniaceae. The record is from RefSeq and is a predicted model, not a curated record. The transcript is spliced from 2 exons. The coding region runs from base 1 to 1254 and encodes 417 amino acids. Gene Ontology annotation, molecular function: zinc ion binding.
AUGGCUGGCAACAUUCAAUCUUCCGUACAACAAGCAACACCACUGACUCCAAUCGUAAUGUCUCAAACACGUCGCCAAACAGUAUCGAAUAGCAAUCUUCGGGUUACCAAGGUUGUAGCCGCUUUGCAAAAAUGGGAAACGGAUCAUGAAGAUGAAGACGACCCUUGUCCCAUCUGUUUCGAGAGUUUCAAAAAAGUCAAAGUUGAUGCAGAUGAGAACGAUUCUUGCUCUGAUUCCUUGGAUUUUGAUGGCGGACAUGGAGGUUCCAUAGUCGUCACGCCUUGCAGUCAUAAAUUUGGGUAUAUCUGUUUGGCAAAUUGGCUUGUCCAGGAGGAUAGUUGUCCCAUGUGCCGCAACAGGAUUCUCCCCCUCGAUCCACCGCAAUCGAUCCAACGUGCUCAACAAAGACAGCGUUCCCACUCCACCGAGUCGCAGAGUAGCCCCGCAAAUAUGCAGCUUAUGGCACCUAUUCCUAUAGCUCGAUCAGUAUCUCUUAACAGUAUUGAGAUCACCUCUCCAUUUGAACUACAAAGAUGGAAUGCUAGAUUCGGUCAUUUGAACAAUAUUUUGCCCGAGGCUGGGAACUUAGUGGCCCAGGAAAUGAAUCAGAUUAGUGUUCGCCCACCUCCGGUUAGACCUAGUACUACUACACAUGGUCACCCAGCUACACCUACCUCUACUGUAGUUGAGCCGGGAUUUAUACGCCGCACUUAUGAUGCCAAUAUCACGACUUACGACUUGACACACCGACCCAGGGAUAAUCAAACUUCUCACCUUACUCGACCAUCAAUUGAUCCUUCAUGGCGCAACUGGGAUUAUACUAGUCGGUAUGAUUUAAGAGUGUCUAGGAGACAGAGGAGAAUUACUAGCUCUGUAGCUGCAGCGGUAGGAGUGUCCGCGGGUCUAGGAUCUGUGAUUGGAAUGCCAAGAGCAGAAAUGAGAGAGCCAACAAGUAGUGAUAAUAACGCUUCAGGUAGAACUGAGUCAGAUGAUGAUUAUACGAUUGUGAGAGCAAUGGGCCACGCCAUGGGCUUGGGAACGGUAGUUGGAAUGCCGAGAGCGGAGUGGAGAAGUACCAUGAGACCACUGUCGCCAUUGGAUGAUUCGAGCAGAUCACGGGUGUUAAGUGAAUCGGCAAAUGAAAGUAGUACCGAGACUCUACCUACGACAAGAAGUAGAGAAACGAGUGUAGAUGAGGAUUUGCGAAGAUUGCCGGGGCUGUCUAGUAGCAUGUGGGCUCGUACUUGGGGAUGA